This is a messenger RNA of Cadophora gregata, 1884 nucleotides long. RefSeq lists its product as uncharacterized. Gene Ontology annotation, cellular component: fungal-type vacuole. Bases 1 to 1884 code for a protein of 627 amino acids. NCBI's taxonomy places the organism in Eukaryota, Fungi, Ascomycota, Leotiomycetes, Helotiales, Ploettnerulaceae. The transcript is spliced from 7 exons. The record is from RefSeq and is a predicted model, not a curated record. Gene Ontology annotation, biological process: proteolysis. Gene Ontology annotation, molecular function: serine-type carboxypeptidase activity.
AUGUUGGUUCCAAUUGUAGCGUUACUGGCUGUGCCAGUCGUACUAGCGAAUUUCCCGCCACCGCUGAAGGAUGUGAAGACGUUGAAGUCGAAAUACCACGAAGGGGUGACAAUAUCGUAUAAGAAGCCAGGCUUAUGCGAGACAACACCAGGUGUGAAAAGCUACAGCGGUUAUGUCCAUCUUCCACCCGGGCUGCUGUCAGACAUCAAUGGAGAAUCCCAAGAUUAUCCAAUUAACACAUUCUUCUGGUUCUUCGAAGCCCGGAAAGAUCCCCAUAAUGCCCCUCUCUCAAUCUGGCUGAACGGUGGUCCUGGAGGUUCAUCUCUGAUGGGCCUUCUCCAAGAGAACGGACCCUGCUUCAUCGGUCCCGACUCCAAUUCCACGAUUCUGAAUCCCUGGUCCUGGAACAACGAAGUCAACAUGCUGUAUCUCGACCAACCAGCCCAAGUUGGAUUUUCCUACGAUGUCCCUACAAACGUGACCGUCAACCUCGCCGCCGAAUCAGAAGACCAAGUCAUCCACGCUGUCAAUUUCACUGAUGGCGAAAUUCCCAGGCAAAACAACACCUUCUUCACGGGUACCAUGGGAAGUCAAUCACUUACCAAAACAGCAAAUUCCACGACUCAUGCUGCUCAUGCGCUGUGGCAUUUUGCGCAGACGUGGUUCACGGAAUUCCCUGCUUACAAACCACAUGAUGACAGGAUUAGUCUGUGGACAGAGAGUUAUGGCGGGCAUUACGGGCCUGGAUUCUUCAAGUUCUUCCAAGAACAGAAUGAGAAGAUUACGAAUGGGACGAUUAAAGAGAAGGGCACGCAUCAUCUGCACCUUGAUACAUUGGGGAUUGUGAAUGGGUUGUUGGAUACUAUCGAGCAGUUGCCUGCAUAUUUUGAGAUGGCGUACAAUAAUACGUAUGGUCUCGAGCUGAUCAAUAAGACGACGUAUGAAGAGGGUAUGCGCGGUUGGUUCAGACCCGGAGGCUGCAGAGAGAGGACAUUGAGGUGUCAGAAACUCGCAGUUGAAACCGAUCCAGACUGGAGAGGCAAUGUGCCUUCGGUAGUGAAGUGUUUCGAUGAGGUGGCACAGGAUUGUGCCACCAUCAUGGAUGUUGCGAAGGACAUCACUUGGGGUUGGUACGAUAUCGCCCAUCCUCACGCAGAUCCUACUCCAGAGCCAUACAUGCUCGGCUACCUCACCCAACCCUGGGUCCUCGAAGCCCUCGGUGUCCCAGUAAACUUCUCCUCAGCCUCCCCAGCAGUCUACUUUGCCUUCUUGGGAACACAUGACUGGGAGCGUGGCGGCUCAAAGGAAGCAGUUUCCUACCUCCUCGAAAGUGGUGUCAAAGUCCAUAUGGUCUACGGCGAUCGCGAUUAUGCCUGUAAUUGGCUGGGCGGAGAAACUGCUUCGCUCGCUAUCCAGUACUCUGGAAUCAAAGAGUUCAAGAAUGCGGGAUAUGCGCCGAUCUUGGGAUCUGAGGGAGUUGGUGGGUUUGUGAGGCAGUAUGGGAACUUUUCGUUUUCGAGGGUUUUCCAGGCGGGUCAUGAAGUGCCGUGGUAUCAACCCGAAGUUUCCUACAAUAUUUUCAUGCGCGCCAUGUUCAACAAAGACAUUGCUACCGGUAUCCUUCCUGUUUCAGACGAUUUGACAACUAUUGGUCCCUCAUCAACGUUCCACAUCAAGAACGCAGUGCCCACAGCUCCAGAGCCGAAAUGCUAUAUCUUGAAUCCGGAGACAUGUACGCCUGAGCAGUAUGCUGGAGUCAAAGAUGGGUCGGCUAUCGUGAGGGAUUUCUUUGUCGUGGGGAGUGUGAGGGAUGGAGGGGUUAUACAAGUGGGAGGAGAGAAUGUACAAAAUAUUCUGGAGGAUGUCGGACAGUUGGAACUUUAG